Vigna angularis (adzuki bean) is the source of this 938-nucleotide messenger RNA. RefSeq names its product probable calcium-binding protein CML35. Bases 187 to 831 code for a protein of 214 amino acids. Gene Ontology annotation, molecular function: calcium ion binding. The record is from RefSeq and is a predicted model, not a curated record. The transcript has a single exon. NCBI's taxonomy places the organism in Eukaryota, Viridiplantae, Streptophyta, Magnoliopsida, Fabales, Fabaceae.
UUGUAGGAAACUUCGUGGAAGCUACCCAAGAGUGAGGAAUGGCCCUCUCAUGGCGCCUCCAUUUAAUCCCACCACCUUCCCCACUCUUUCCUCUCAACCCCCACCCUUUACUUUUCUCUUCCUCUUCUUCUUCCACAUUUUUCAUUCUCUUCUUCACUUCUACUCCAUUCUCUUCAACCACCAACAAUGAAGCUCAUUAGCAUCAACCCCAAAAACCUCAAACUCAGUCCCAAACACCUCUUCCGCUCCAAAAAGGACCGAUCUUUAUCCCGAUCCGACCCACCCUCUUUCGGAUCCUCCUCCUCCGAUGACUCCGUCCACAAGACCACCGCACCCAGCGCCGCCGGCUCUCUCACUCCCACUAGCGUCCUCCCUGGCGCCUCCGGUGACUGGUCCGACGUCACUGUCGACGUUCGGUGGGACCUUGCCCAGGCCUUCCGUCUAAUCGACCGAGACAACGAUGGUGUCGUUUCACGCCAGGACCUCGAGGUAAUUCUCACGCGCCUAGGUGCGUCUGACGUAGCGCUCAUGCUCAGUGAGGUCGUCGGAGACGCCGGAGGCUGCAUCACAGUGGAGGCUCUCAUGAACCACAUCGGGUCGGGCCCAGAGUCCGGGUCGGAUCCGGAGGAACUUAAGGAGGCCUUUGCAGUGUUCGACACGGAUCGUGACGGUAGGAUCUCGGCAGAGGAGUUGCUUCGAGUGUUCAGAGCGAUAGGCGAUGAGCGGUGCACAUUAGAGGAGUGCCGGCGCAUGAUAGAGGGUGUGGACAGGAAAGGGGACGGAUUCGUGUGCUUUGAGGACUUUUCUCGUAUGAUGGAACUGCAUCGAUGAUGGUUGUGAUUGUGAUGAUGGGACAUGUCAGAUGAAGAUCAUAAUCAUGUUAUAAAAAAAUUGAAAAUAUAUAUAAGAACGAAGGCAACUUCAUUUUUUUUCCGUUA